Messenger RNA from Schistocerca gregaria, 1608 nucleotides. It is a transcript of the gene RpLP0-like, whose product is annotated as mRNA turnover protein 4 homolog. The transcript has 5 exons. Gene Ontology annotation, molecular function: RNA binding. Gene Ontology annotation, cellular component: nucleolus; preribosome, large subunit precursor. The record is from RefSeq and is a predicted model, not a curated record. Gene Ontology annotation, biological process: rRNA processing; nuclear-transcribed mRNA catabolic process; ribosomal large subunit assembly. NCBI's taxonomy places the organism in Eukaryota, Metazoa, Arthropoda, Insecta, Orthoptera, Acrididae. The coding region runs from base 508 to 1254 and encodes 248 amino acids.
GAACUGGUGGCUGCAAAGUAAAAAAAAAACCACUCCAAUAAAGCACGUGCUUCGUUGAAGAAAACUGACUACAAUACCGAGUUUUAAUCACGCAAUAAACACUAUAAACCCGAUGAGCUAAUCGCAUUAAUGUCAGUUGCUUUCAUAUGCUGUAUUUUCUAUCAAAAAUGGAUUUUGUUGUAAUUGUGAAAUUGAUUUCUUCAAUAUAAUACCUGGUUGCCCAUCUUAUAGAUUUUCUAAAUGAUACGCGUUUGUUAAUGAGGAAUUUUAAUAUCUAGCGCAUAAGAAAGUAGCCGCAAUCUGACACCUAACAACCUUCAAAUGCAAACUUUGGCCGCGAAGCAUAUCUUUCUGCGGGAGUGUUUUGGAGAAGCUGUUUGAAGAAAAAAAAACCUGAAAACAAAGUUUCACAUGGUGUGGUUGAUGGAUACACGUGUGAGGAUUUCAGAAUAUUUGAGUUAUUUUUCUUAACAUAUCAGCUGUUCUUCUGUGUUCACAGCAGCCAAAAUGCCAAAGUCUAAAAGAGAUAAAAAAGUUUCAUUGACGAAAACAACUAAAAAGGAUCUGCAGUUUAAACAGCAGCUUGUUGAUGAAAUCAGAAGAUGCAUUGAAAACUAUUCAAGAAUAUUUGUCUUUUCAGUACAAAAUAUGAGGAAUGCCAAACUGAAGGACUUGCGCAGUGAAUGGAGACACAGCAGAUUCUUUUUUGGAAAGAACAAAGUAAUGGCUUUGGGUCUAGGGAAGACUGCAGAGACUGAAGUACAGGAUAAUCUGCACAAGUUGGCAAAGCAGUUGCGUGGUCAGUGCGGUUUGUUGUUCACUAAUAAAACAAAAGAGGAAGUGCUGGAGUGGUUCGACAACUUCAGCCAGGGUGAUUAUGCAAGAUCAGGUGGAGCAGCAACAGACACAGUAGUAUUGCCUGCAGGUCCCUUGUCUCAAUUUCCUCACUCCAUUGAGCCACACCUAAGAUCUCUCGGCAUGCCUACAAGCCUUCAGAAAGGUGUUGUGACACUUAUCAAGGAUUACACUGUGUGUCGUGCUGGUGAAGUUCUAAAGCCUGAACAAGCUCGCAUACUGAAAUUGCUUGGCCAUGAAAUGGCAGUUUUCAGGCUUGUUAUGAAGUCUAUGUGGUCAAAAGAUGGUACAUUUGAGAAAUUCAAGAGAAAGAAAGAAGAAGAUGCAAUAGUAGAUCAUAAUGAUGAAAUGGAUGAUGCUGAAAUGGAAGAGUAUGCUAGCGAAGAAGAAAAUGAAUAGUAUUACCUGACUGAUUUACAUUUUAAUGUUCGUACUUAUAACUGUAAAUAUUCUACCUGAUGUUACAAAAACUUCAAACAUUGUAAACUCUAUUUUAUGUAAUUAUGAAUUCAGUGUAAUGUGCCAGUAUGUGACAAUUGCAGUGUUGCAGUAUUUUUAAAGAAACAAACUGAAGUAACCUAUAUACAUUUCAUAUAUUUAUAUCAGCAUAUAUUGUAACAAAAUUGAUGUAUGUAAUAUCUAAAUUUCUGAUGCAACUCAUAUACUAUUGUGAUAUUGCUGCACGCUUGGAAUUUUGUGAACUAUCGAAGUGGAAAAUAUCUGGUAAUUACAAUUUUUCAUAACCAGCAUAAA